Molecule: messenger RNA, 3689 nt
Organism: Puntigrus tetrazona (Sumatra barb)
Lineage: Eukaryota; Metazoa; Chordata; Actinopteri; Cypriniformes; Cyprinidae
Exons: 2
Coding region: 984-2426 (480 amino acids)
Source: RefSeq, a predicted model, not a curated record
GGAGUCAAUUAUUCCUUACAUUUACAAUAAACAAUAAUGUUUAAUUUAAUGAAAAUAAAGUAAGGUGUAAUACAGUAAAAAUACAGUACAGUACAAUUUGUACAUAAUAAAAACCUGUGGAAUGUCCCCAAAAAACAUGGAAACCCAGUGCGUGUGUGUAGUGUAGUGUCACAAUAAUUAGUUUUUACACACAUUAUAAUUGCCCACCGUUUUGUCAUAAUUUCCGUCAGGACCAACAAUCUAAAUAGAAAAUAAAUAGAACAAAACUUAGAGUGCUUGGUUACCAAGGAGACAAAUUUGCCAGUAAUGAAAUAAAAAGCAGGCAGUUAAUGUGUGAAGAAAAAACAAGGUAGGCUAUAGCCUUAUUAUCAAAUCAACCAAAUAUAUUAGGCUAUGCAUAAUUUCCAGUUAAGUUGUCAUUAUCAAAUAUUCAAAAUUACCAAGUGCACUAACCAAUAAUUGAGCAUUGUAGGUGGAUAAUCUAAAUGAAACUAAUCGAAGUGAAAGACGCAUUCCAGGGUCUAAAAAGGUUGCUUUCUUUUUGAUGUUUUUUCGACUUUUUUUGUAUGGAUAAAAGUGGGGUAAAUGUAACUGUGUCAGGAAAUUGUGUACAGCGGGUGUGUAUGGUCGCCUUGAUGGAUAUCGAUAAUAUCUUCACAUUAGCAGAGCCUCCUACGUGUUGAUUGGAUGAGGGUGAUGUGCACGCUCACAGAAACGUCAAUCAGCCGGUCGUCAUGGAAACAGUUAGGCGCGUAACGCGUAACGUGCUGGCGAGUCUCUGAGCGCGGCAGAUCUGUGAGGGGAUUUAUAAACGCUCUUUGAAUCUCAUCGCCCCAGACAACCGUGAAAAUAGUUUGCGUCGUGCUCUGUGCUUUAAAGCAUCUCCACCUCUUUAAACUGACAGUAUGUAAGCGGAGAAAACACCCGCUUGUGUAAUUGAUCCGGUGUGGACUAUUAUUGACUUUGGUACUGUUUGAUUAACCAUGUCCACACAAGAGACAGAAUUACCCGACAGCCAGGAGAGGGGGGGUUUAAAGCGAAAACUGACAGGUCCUCCGAGACUUUUGCUGGGGAAGUCAAAAUCAAGGGAGAAACUGGAAGGUAAAUCUCAGAGAAGGCAAAGACAAGCUAUGACUUGUGAUGGCACAGUGGAGAAUAAUGAUCAAGAGAACUAUGGAAACGAAUCCUCACUUAUUACCCACCACAGCCCAAAAACAUCCUCAGAGGAGAAGGAAACCCAGCCAGAAGAUCCAGAAGAUACCUCAGGAAUUUUUGUAACAUUGGAGCAUGGUGAAAGCAAAGAUGAAAACAAGGAAAGUAAAACUGAAAUGACCAGAAGCACUUCAAAGACAUCCAUUAAAAGGACGUUUUCCUCGCUUCUCAGGUGUGGAAAGAGGGAGGAACCAGAGAGAACAGAAAACAAGAUUUUGAAUCUUCAGAAAACAAAGAAAAACAGAAACAAAGCUCAGCACAGCAUGUGUAACUCCGUGGAUGAGAAUGAACUGAGUGAUGUAAACAAGGAAGUUCCUAAUGGGAAAAGUAAAAAUAGGGCGUUCUUUACAGUGUGGCCCCUUUCUAAGAGAUCUACCACAUCUAAUGUCCAUCCAGGAAGGGGAUGUGGAGAGCAAGACCGUAGCAUGGUUGUUCAGGAGAUAACGACACCAAAAGGUUUAACAUUUAAAAAGAUCUACCGCAUCUUUCCAAGAAAGAAAAAAGCAUCUCAUAUUGAUCGGUUUGAGUGUAAUGCUCCCAAGGAAUCACAAAAAGAAGAAGCUAAUCAACUGAAUCGGUCACCUGCGGGUGCUUUGGAUAGUUCCACUGUCAAGAAAGAAGAGAAACAAAAACAAGAACAAGACAUAAAGGUGGAAAGCGUUCAGGAGAAAUUUAGAUUCAGUGCAGAGCUAAACGUUAACACGCAUAUUGAGUCUGACCACACGGAAGAGAGGAAGGAAAUAUGUCUCGACCGAGACGUUAGUAUGAAAAAAGAAGACAACCGGGUAUUAAAAUCUAACGGUGUUUUGGAUUCUGAGGUUCCUCCAUCGUAUUGUAGCGAGUUUCCAGGCACAUCAUCAGGUGGUGAUCUGCUAGUCUUAAUUGAGAAGCCUAUUAAAAAUAAUAUCAAAUGCAAGCCAGUGAUUACAAUAGAGCAAGCAUACUCAUCAGAGGAAGAGAAUGUGAAUGAAACACCUGAGUGUGAUGGUCUCACAGUGAAUGGAUCCUGGCAACAUUUAAGAAUAAACAGCCUAACAAUCAACACGCUGCAUCCUUCUGACCUAAAUGCGUCUCCCGAACUGGACCCCAGCCAUUGUAAUGAGACCCUGCUGAUUCAGACAGCAAUUUCAAUGGUGCAAGCAGCCAUUCGUGGCGCUGUGAAGCAACUCACCAUUGAGCAGCAGCACAAUCAGAUAGGUUUGGACCGUGCGUAACCACACAUAUCUACAUUCUUUAUUCAGCAAGCGGUUUCAUAUUUCUCUAUGAUGGUAUAAAUAAAGCUGUGUGUAACAUUGAAAAAAAAAAGAGGAAUUUCUGCUUGCGUAAACAAUGGUAAUGAUUCAAUUAUUGAUGUUGGAUUGAGGAAAUGAUUGUAAUUUUAUGUAAUAUUAAUGCUGUAAGUUUGUCUUUGCAUGAUUAACUUUUGUCAUGUAUUCAUUAAUGUCACCUUUUAUUGUUCCUAUUUUUUAUAUACUGCAAUCUAGUUUCUAUAGCAAUGAAUAUCCCACACGACUCUGAGAAGGCAACAAACCACGUGCUUGUGAUAUGUUGCGUAAAAUUGACUUCCGACAACAUUUAGAGCGACGUUUUUAUGAAAAUAUGUGGUCUGAGAACCCAGGCGUGCUUAUAGGUUGCUCUUUUCAGAUUUAAAUGAGGCCCUGACCGAAGCCUUUAGUGAAAUUGUUAGACGUUUAAUCACUGUAUACUGUAUAUCUCAAGCUUGGGAAUAACGCUGAAAGAUAAUGAUUACAUAGAGUUGGCAGCAGAGCUUAUGUUUGCUUUUGUGACAACAUGCUACUCUCUUGUGGCACUGAGAUGUUACUACAAGACAGGCAAUUGUGGGAUAGUUAGCCAGAAAUGGAAAUUAUCAUGAUUUACUUAGCUUCACGUUGUUACAAAGCUAUCAAAGAUGAUAUUUUGAAUAAUGUUUAAACACUUUUUGUCCAUAAAGUGAAAGUCAGUGGGGACCAAAACCACACUAAACUCCAUGAACUGUCAUUGAAAAUACCGAAGGAAAAAAAAGUUGCAUUUUUAAAUCAUACACAGGUUUGGAAUGGUAUGAAAGUGAGUAAGUUAUGACUUUUACAGAAUUUUCAUUUGGGUUGAACGAUUCCCAUUGAGAAGUAUACUGACAAAAAACAGAUGUAUUAUAAAACACAGUUUAUUCAAUGUGCCAUUUAUUUAAAAAAAUACCCAAACACAUUAUCACACAAUGGCACCGAGUGCUGAUGAUGAAUAAAAUCGAAAGGGACUGUUUAAAUGCACUACACAAGUCACACAGAUAACACAAAUGCAAGUUUUUUCUGUUUUAAAAUACUCAUCACAGUACACCAGCCUCGAAUUUGAGUAUUCAAUGAAUAUAACUGCAAAAAGUGGUGCUUCGACAGUUCAAAUACAGCACAAAGAAACCAUGUCAACCAUCAGUGAUGUCUUGAAAUCGAUAAAUCAUUCGAAAUAAAACAUUUUGUCACGUCUCA